UGACUAGAUUGUCUCUGCUUUAUGUUUUUAUUGUAAUUUUUAUUUCAUUUCUCGCGAGUUGCAUUGCCUACUUCAAAGUCUCCACCCGUUUAGUGUUUUCCUUAUAAACUAUGUUUUAAGUGUACAGUUGUGUAUUACGUUUUAUAGUUUAAGGAGAGAAGAUUACGUUACGCUACAAAGUAUACUAGUCAACGCCACCGAGCUUGUCGCAUUCGCAUCCUCUUCUUCGCCUUUCAGAAACCUGUCAGAUUACGCAGACGCACAUUGACAAUGUAGUCUAUCAUCGUGCGAAAACUUCUUCAGGAUCAUGUAGCAGAGCUACAAAUCUAGUUGAACUUUUUCACAGAUCGACGGAAUAGUCCUGUAUCAUUUCCUCUCUGUACGGAUCAUUUCAGUGGGGCGACAUGGACCUCCUGUCUCCGGACGCGGAGGGCGGCGCGGCGACGGGCAGCGUGAAGAGCGACGACAGCACGCCCCCGCACGAGGGCGGGCGGGGCUCGCCGCCGCCCAACUGCGCCAUCUGCCUGGGCACCUGCCGCAACAAGUGCUUCACUGACUCCUGCCUGCACCAGUUCUGCUUCAAAUGUCUACUAACAUGGAGCAAGGUAAAAGCGGAAUGCCCGCUCUGCAAGCAGAACUUCAAAUCGAUAAUCCACAACGUGCGCUCCAACCACCAGUACGAGGAGUACAUGGUCGAGCAGCGGGCGGAGACCGUCCCGGACCCCGCGGUGGACCUCGGCAACGCCACCAGGAGGUUCCGCUACAGGACGACGCUGACGCUGCCGCGGCGCGACACGCUCGCCAUCCAGCACCUGCUGAUGCACUACCCGAUGAUGGCGGGCGUGCUGCCGCCGGCGGGGCUGGCGGGGCGGCGCCGGCGCUCGCCCGCCUCGUUCCGGCGCACCGUGUACCGCCACAACCUGUGGGCGCGCCCGCUGCCCGACUUCACGGGCCGCUACAGGGACUGCUCGCCCGAGUUCUACAGACGCAACGACACACAGAUGCACCGGCUGGUGCCGUGGCUGAGCCGCGAGCUGCACUACCUGCUCAACGAGAACGCGGGCCACAUCUCGUACGUGCUGGCGCGCCUGCUCGAGCUGCUGCCGCGGCACCACGUCACCUCCGCCGAGUUCGCCGCCGCCCUCACCAGGUACCUCGGCGACCGCACCCAGCACUUCCUGCACGAGCUGCACUGCUUCGCCUCCACCCCCUACGACAUGGCCGGCUACGACCGCCACGUGCAGUACACCACCGACACGAGGAUAUCCACCGUCGUCAACGAGAUCUCCAGCGCGGACUCGGACUCGGACUCGGACAUAGUGAUGGUGUCGGCGUCCGCGCCGCGCCCCGAGCCCCCGCCCGGCCCGUCCCGCCCGCCGGCUCCUAGCAUAGUUCCUAUCGAAACCGUGUCACACUCCGGCACCGACGACGACGAGGAGGUGGUGGUGGUCGGGUACAUCAAGCCGCCCGCGGACCGGACGCCCGAGGUGGUGGAUCUGGUCGGGUCGGACAGCGACGUCGUGGUGCAGGAGGCCCCGGAGCCCGAGAGGAGCCUCGUGAAGCUGAGUCUGACGCGACGCCGCGCGCCGAGCGACAGCGACAGCAGCUACGCGCCCGAGCCGGAGGAGAGGCCCGCACGGAAGCGACGGCGCCGGUCGCUCUCCACGACGGACGCCGAGCGCCUGACUCCCUCCCCGCCCCCCGUCCCGUCCCCGGCUCUAGAGGCGCCGCCCCCGGACUGUGACACGUCGACGUCCGACCCCGAGCCGUCCUCGUCCUCGGACUCCGAGGACCGCCGCCGUCGCAACCCGAAACGCACGCGCCGGAAAAGUCGCAAAGACAAGAGGCGCAGCAGAAAGAGUCCCCCGCGCCGCCGCGAGCGGCGCAAGGCCUCCGACCGACCCGAACACGAGUCCCGCCGCGGGGUCAAGAGUUCCCGGAGACCGGAGGAGCCCGAGCCGGGGCCCAGCACGAGCGGGGCCGCGAGACUCAGGAGCGUGGUCAACGUCCCGGCCAAGUCCGGCGACUCGAGCUCCAGCGGGCACUCGAACCUCCUCAGCCUGCUGAGCAGCGCCAUCCUGAACCCGCACUCGAACGUGCUCGCCUACAACAGCGACGGCGGCUCCGUGCCGGACCCGCGCCGGCCCGCCGACACGGCCCGGCUGAUGCGGAAGGCCGAGUCCUGUUUCAGAACGGAAUCUUCCGGCUCCGACCCGGAGGACGAUCUGCCUCUUAACCUGUCCGUGCGGCGGUCGCGUCCGCUUUGA
This is a messenger RNA of Cydia amplana, 2267 nucleotides long. RefSeq names its product E3 ubiquitin-protein ligase Topors-like (gene Topors). The transcript has 5 exons. Gene Ontology annotation, molecular function: ubiquitin protein ligase activity; metal ion binding. Gene Ontology annotation, biological process: protein monoubiquitination; protein polyubiquitination. The coding region runs from base 405 to 2267 and encodes 620 amino acids. NCBI's taxonomy places the organism in Eukaryota, Metazoa, Arthropoda, Insecta, Lepidoptera, Tortricidae. The record is from RefSeq and is a predicted model, not a curated record.